AUGGUGGGCAGGCACGAGCCCUCGCGGGACGGGGAGAAGAGCAGCAGUGCCUGGCUGCAGGAGGGCAUGUCCUGUUGUGAAGAAGACCUCCAAGGAGAGCUGCAAAAAGAAGUGAAGUAUUGGCCAGUGGUGGAGACAGGUCAGUGUCUGGAUGCUGUGACCCCCUUCCAUGCUCGUGAAGCAGGAGCCUGCAAAGAGGGCACCAAGGACAGUCCACGUUUCCAGGACAGGAGCAAGGAGUCGGGUUUGCCAAGCAGAGAGGAGGGAGGCAAUCACAGCCACGUCCCCACAGCAGGCUUUACCAUACUAUCAAGAGAGUGUGUGGGGACCAAGAUGGGUCUGCUGCAGUGGAGAUGCACCAAGCACCUGCUCUGUGCGCUGAUCCUCCUCGAGGCUGCCGGGACCUUGGCCUUCAUGGUCUACGCACUGCUGUGGGAAGUUGGGAACCUGGUCAACCUCCCUGACAAGCGCAUCGGCUUUUACAACUUCUGCCUGUGGAAUGACACAGCCAGGGAGCUGCAGUGCCUGGACUACAGGCACCUGCAGGCGAUGGGCAUCAGCCUAACAGGAAUAGCAUUAGCCAGGGUUUGUGUGUAUACCUGCCUGGUCUUCAGCAUGUUCUACCCCCUUUGUUUUGUACAUGCGAAGUCCACAGAGGAGAGAAAGGGCUGGAAGAUGGUCCUCAUCAUAAUCAUCGUCAAGGUGAUAAUCCUGUCUGGCGGCCUGGGUACAUUUCUUUUCCAAACUUCACAGUGGAUUCACCCCUCUGAUUUCACUGGGGGCUUCCUCGCACUGGUUGGGGCCCAGGCUCUGCUACUGCUCCAGGUUCUCACUACCGUUAUGUACCUCAGCUGGGCCAAGCACACACACCCAUAUGGAAGACCUUUUACUGAGGAAGCCCUGCCCAUUGAGGUCUGACAGUUGUCCCAGUUUCAGCUGGGAUAGAGGUAAUUUUCUUCCCAGUAGCUGGCAUAAUGCUGUUUUGAAUUUAGUAUAAGAAUG
Messenger RNA from Egretta garzetta (little egret), 1002 nucleotides. It is a transcript of the gene TMEM140, whose product is annotated as transmembrane protein 140. Bases 1 to 918 code for a protein of 305 amino acids. The record is from RefSeq and is a predicted model, not a curated record. NCBI's taxonomy places the organism in Eukaryota, Metazoa, Chordata, Aves, Pelecaniformes, Ardeidae. The transcript has 4 exons.